UCAAGGUCAAGAACCGUUGUUUACAGUUUCUGUGUAACAACCUCAGGCGUCCAUCCCUCCUGAAGGUCUGCUGUCCUCCGCUUUACCUGUGUCUUCUUGAGGAAAAACUGGCCAGCUACCGCGCCUGUGAUAUCCACACAAGACUACCCCAGGGCUCACAAGGAUCUAUAGAUCUUCGCGGCCCUAACAACAACAAAGACGGAUGACAAGGAUGAAAGCCAUCUAUGAUUUAGUACUUUCAUUACAUCAUACACGGAAAUCUUCACAACAGCCAAGUCCAAGAGUAGCACUGAAGAGGCUUUCCCUUGAAACAAUCAAGAAAUAUACAGGAAUACGAGAUGUGUUUGAAUCAUCUUGUAAGUCUUCCCCAAGAAAGGAGUUAUCUACAUCAGUUGAAUCAAGUUUAGAGUAUGAAUCUGAAAAAGAAGAUUAUGAAAACUUUGCUGUUGCAGUAAGUGAGGAUGAGGAUAGUGAUAACUCAUCUGCCACCAAAGAUAGUGACAUCACUGGACAAAGAGAAGAUAAAGACCAAGAUGCACCAGGUUCUUCCAGCUCAGAUGAACUGCCUGAUCUAAAUAAUCCAUCAUGGAGUUCCAAGGAAGUGAAAAAGAAAGAAAUGAAGAUACAAAAAAGGAAAAAGAAAAAUGUUUUGCAAAAGACAGAUGCAAAGCUAAUGAAGUCUGCAAGAAGGGCAUUUCAACAUCAAGCUAAUCGAUAUAAAGCUUCCCAGGAAUUUAUGAAAACCACUAAAAUUUCUAAAGAAGUCCAGCACCCUGAAUUAAAGUUACCCUAUCCUGAUGUUCAUCCUCCACAUAACAAUACAACAAUAAAAAGAAAAGAAAAAAGUCAAAAUGUAAAGAAUGCUGUGGAAUUGCCAACCAAAUCUCUGGUUGAGCUGAUGAGUUUAAAAUUAAAGGAAAGUAUGAUAAGAUAUGAUAAACAAGAAAGAAUACCAUCUGUAACAGAAGAUGUCACAGGUGUGGAAGCACAGCCAACAAAUACUGUAGAACAUGAAAAUAGGGAUGGUGAAGAAUCAGAUAAUUCACAAGAUUCUAAUAACUCUGACUGUACUGUAUAUUUUGAUAGUAAUGAGAUAGAGGAGAUAUACACCACUAGUUCUCAAACUGUGUUAGAGGAAACGAGUAUUGAUAGAGAAAAUCUUGUUUCAUCUGCACGUGAAUUAAAUUAUAGUAAAAAGAGAAAAGACAGUCCUUUACUGGAAAAAUCUGAAGAAACAAGCAAGAAGCAGAAACAUGACGGACAGGAAAAGGCAACUGAAAUAGAUAGAAAUCAACAGCCAAUGGUUAUGGUACCUUUCAGUAUUUCAAGUUCUGCUAGUUUACCAUCAGCAGUUCCAAUGAGUACCACACCUUCCUGCUUGGUCACAUCUUUGGUUCAGGUACCACUGAAAACUUUCAGAAGCACUAUAGAUUCUUCAAAUGCACCUAGUCGAUUAAGUGAUUCAGCUGAAUUAGAGAACAAAGAAAAUAUAGAAAAAGAAGAUAGUGAUUUUCCAUGUAAGAUUUCCUCAGUCAGUAGUGUGGCAUCUGAAAAAAACCAUGGUGAUAUUGUCACUAUACAUGAAAAGGCUUCACACCCAUCUAAUGUACCUCAGGAUAAGUACAUUGUAAUAGAUAAUGGCUCUUCCCAAGAAAGUGGUGAUGGCUCAGGAGAAAAUGUAUGUGCAAUAACACCAGAACCCUUAGAAGAUAGUGGGCUGUUCAUCAAAGUAUCAAAUGUUACAUCUUUAUCAAGUAGUGCUGACGCUUUAAUUACAGCUUCAACUCACAAAGAAACUAACAGAGAUGAUAGCACAGACACUGCAAAAGAAGUGGUGACUGACACCAGCAACAAAGAAACUGAUGAUCAACAGGAAAAGACUAGCAGUCUCUCCAAGGAACCAGUCAUUGGGUCCAAGGAAAAUGCUUUCAAGUCUUUGAAAGAAUUAUCAUUGCAGUUCCAUGAGCUAACCACAAAAAGAAAGGAAUGUGAGAAGAAAAUCAAAGAGGUUAAAGAGGAGUAUAAUAAGAAACUUGAAGCUCUGGAAGAAGAAAAGAAAAACUAUGAUGUUGAUAUUGAUAAGAUGGUAGUUGCCUUGAGUGAAUAUAAGGAACUAACUGAAGAAUUUGACAAAAAGCAAGAAGAACCUGAGAAGCAGCAAGAACUUGCUGUUUCUGAUGCAAACACAACUGCUUCAGAGUGCAUUUCUGAAUUGACUGCCACUGCUCCUGCUAGUAUUGCAGUGGUACAGGUACCAGAGACGAACCAUGUAAUGGUGCCACCAACAGACCUCAACAAAAAGAGUAGUUCAGAAAGAAUACACAUCAAUGUAAUCCCUGCUGCCAACAUCAGAAAUUUUGGCAAGGAGAAAUGUCAUUCAGUCUUGAAGAUGCAGUCGAAGGACCCUGACCAGCAGACCACUGCUCCAUACAAGCCAAGAAAGAAAAGUGAGAAAAAGACAAAAGACUCAUCUCUCAGGUCCUUCAGGCACCAUCCAGUGCACCAAGUUAGUCAGGAAGCAACAAUCUCAGCGCCUUACCAAAAUUUGAGUGUGGUGGAGGCAGCUGUAAACCCCCCUCACUUUCAAAAAAAGCAACACCAAAGUAUUUCGGGGGACUGUUCUGCAAGAAGUCGUCAGUUGGCACAAGAUGUGCUGCAUUAUUCAGCAUUUGACAAGCAGUCACCACCAAAUGCUGUAGUGGUACCUGGCCAGCAGCGCCCAGUAGUGACAUCAUCUCAUAUCAUAUGUGCUGCACCUCCUCAGCCAAUCACCCACACUGCUCAGAGGCAUGACCCUGUUUGCCAGGUGAAAGCUAUGCCAAAUAAUAAUCCAGGAUUGGUACCUUCUGGCCAUAAGAAUCCUGUGAGUUCUCAAGUACAACAAAAGACCCAGUUCAUACCUGUACACAGUUUCUUACAGCAGCAACAACCACAUUUGUUUAAAUUACUACAAAAAACAACAUUACAGAAGCAAAUACAGCCAAACCUGCAACAUCACCAGCAUCAGCAACAAGCACAACUCAAGUUAUCCAAUAGAACUCUUGUUAUAAAGCAGCACCAACAGCAGCAACAGCAAGAAAAUAAUUCUCAACAUCUACAAAACUAUAUCCCAGUGACAGGACAUCUUCAAAAUAACGUCACACAAGGUCAAGUUAUACCAGCCACAUUAUCUUCACCAGGGAGCAGUAAUGGUGUUAAUUUUACCACUCUCCAAACCGCAUCAAAUUUCACACCAAAUACUAAUGUAGCUCUCAAGAGGAUGGUAGUUUCGGAUUCCCCAGUGGAGGACUCAUUGAUAUGUACUGGCACCAAUAUUCAGAAAACAGCAUACAUACCAGUAGUUAGUUCUGUCAGUCUCAACAAUCUUCAAGCCCAAUCUCUUAACAUAGUAACUGAUAAAAGACUUAUUGGUGCUGUAUCGUCUUCACUUGCCUCAACAGUAACAACAACAACCAACGCUUCUCAACAGGAAGCAGAAUCACAAACAGAUGUUUCAUCACACACAGAAGAAAGUGAGCCUAUCUGUGUGAUGUGUAAAGCACCUGGUAUUUUCAUGUGCUGCAACAAUGUGAUCUACUGCAACACAACCUGUCAGGGCAAAGACUGGUCAACUCAUCAGCAUAUAUGUACAAACACUUCAUCGCUAGACUCAUCUUGAAAGCUCAUCAAGAGGAGAAAAUUAAAGUGUUAUUUGAAGGAUGAUUUAUUACAUUCUUUAAUCUAUAGAUUUUGUUCUUCAUUAAUAAUGAAGACAUUUGUUUUAUGAACGUAUGGUCUCAUUAUUUCUCUUAUAUCCUUCCAUCCAUCCAUCCCACUGUGCCUAAGAUAUUUCAGUGCAUUAUUAUUAUUUUUUUUUUUUUCAACCCAAAUACUUCAGUUUUUCUCCUUACUUUGCAGAAUCACCUCACAUCUUGAUGCAAGCACACUCAGUCUAUAAAACCUGCUAAAAUUACAAAUAUAUCUGCUUUUUUCUCUUUCUGCUUUCCUCACAUAAACACUGAAAUUCAUAAUGAACCAUAUUUUGAAAUCGUCUUUACUAAUAAAAACUCUCUUCUUUCAUGUACUUAGUUACACUCACACUAUUAAGCUAAGACUAAAUAUGGCAACUCAUACACUAGCCUCAGAGUUCUUGUCUGGGGAGGUGACCACAAAUGUUCCCAGGUCGAACUACUCUUCUAUUAUUGACAAGUAUCUUGAAACCCUCCUCAAAUUUUACUUUAUUAAAUUAUACAACAUUCAUGGCUUUAGAUCUAAUUUUCAAUCCUUUGAACACUAUCUAUCCUCUACUAACCCUCACUGAAACACAAAUGUGUGAGGCAUCUGACAGCAUCCUCUUUCUUGCUCCCUCCUACUUUCUCAAUCUUCAUUUUUAAUCCAAAGAGGGAUGUUGUAUCUAGAGUAAACUCAACUUAACCUGUCCAGUGCCAACACUGUAAAUUUGUGGCAUCUCCCUAACUUGUGCUCAUUUAUGGCAACAAUAUAAAAAAAAGUGUUUAUUUGUUAAAUGAACUUGACAGAAAAUA
Molecule: messenger RNA, 4523 nt
Organism: Portunus trituberculatus (swimming crab)
Lineage: Eukaryota; Metazoa; Arthropoda; Malacostraca; Decapoda; Portunidae
Exons: 10
Coding region: 203-3658 (1151 amino acids)
Source: RefSeq, a predicted model, not a curated record